Molecule: messenger RNA, 923 nt
Organism: Eurypyga helias (sunbittern)
Lineage: Eukaryota; Metazoa; Chordata; Aves; Eurypygiformes; Eurypygidae
Product: LIM zinc-binding domain-containing Nebulette-like
Exons: 3
Coding region: 115-522 (135 amino acids)
Biological process (GO): cardiac muscle thin filament assembly
Cellular component (GO): Z disc
Molecular function (GO): actin filament binding
Source: RefSeq, a predicted model, not a curated record
GCUGCUUCUGACAGCACCACUGAGAGCAACAAGCCUGGUAGCUCAGACAUCCCUGAAAGCAGCCUGACGAGUAAAGGGCAAGAAAAAAAGGGGGGAAAAAAAGAAAGGAAAGAAAUGAAGGGAAAGUUACUGUUACAAGAAAAAAUGCCAAGAUGCCUUACCAUGUUGUUUUUUAAUGUUCUAAAAACAGCACUGUUCUGUAUCAGGUCCCAGCAUCUGCAAUCUUCAGCCCCUGUUCUCCCUGGGGCAUAUCAGCAAAGCCAGUCCCAAGGAUAUGGAUACAUGCACCAGACCAGUAUGUCAUCCAUGAGGUCCAUGCAUUCACAGCCUCAUUCAGCAGGUCUGAGAACAUACAGAGCUAUGUAUGACUACAGUGCCCAAGAUGAAGAUGAAGUUUCCUUCAGGGAUGGUGAUUAUAUCAUCAAUGUGCAACCAAUUGAUGAUGGCUGGAUGUAUGGUACUGUUCAGAGAACUGGGAAAACAGGAAUGCUUCCAGCAAAUUAUAUUGAGUUUGUUAACUAAUUUUUGUCUCUAGUCCCUUGAGCUGUAUUAUGAUUUACUCAAAAUCUAAUCUUUUAGAAAAACUCAGAAGAAUCUUUUAAGAGUACAUGUUCGUUACUUUAUCACUGCUAUAACAGUCUGCAUUGUCACUCAGAAUCCAAUUUAGAGUCCUUCAAAGUAAAGAUGAAUAGUCAACAAGAAACUCAGAGCUUUGAAAACAGCACUGCUUAUAAUAGUGCUCCCUCAAAAUGAAGAACAUAAUAGAAGCCUGGUGCUGCUAGUCCUAUAAAGAUUUCAGUCAAUUAGCUGUAAAGGGGAAAUACAUUUUCCCAAAAAAAAAUUAUUUCUCUUUAUAACAACAACUGUAAAAUCGAUUCACUUCUUAUGGCACUCUGAAGACACAGGAGGUUAUCACACUGAGU